CCCACUCAUGCAUUUCUGGUGUUCCGCUGACAGAAGCUCAACUCACUGUUUCACACUUGACUCCAGAGAUCCGCCCUCGAUCGUCAAGGCCUUUUUGGGACGCUUUUCUGCAGGUCCAACACUCACCUGCGACCUUAAAUGGACCAGACUAAUGGAUUGGUUGGGUCAAGCACUGCAUAGCAUCCGGGAGCAUCUGUGAUCUGAGCCUGGAUCCGUGUGCACGCGCGCUGUCCAAUCCCACGGAUCUGCAUUUACAACUCACCAGAACGCUUUUUUGGAUAGACUUCACUGUCACUGUAUAUUGGAUUGGAAAAUGUCCCUAAGGAAUUGCAAGGCAGGGUUCUCUGUCCGUGAUAUUUUAGACCUCCCGGACACGAGCGACGAAGGAUCAGUGACUGAAGACACUGAAGAUGAGGCUGAUGAAGGACUCUCUGGAAAGCAGCAGCACGCGUCCUCCACUGAUGCGCUUUGGCUCGGAUCUCCAUGUGGCCACACAUAUCCAACAGUGCCAUCGGCAUCUCCAGAGGACUUGAAUCCAGAACUGUCCACGGAUGAGUCUGUGGAUCGGGAUAGGGAGAGUUCGGAGGACUCGGGGAAAAAGCGCAAACGGAGAAUCCUCUUUUCAAAGACGCAAACGUUUGAGUUGGAGAGACGCUUCAGGCAACAGAGAUACUUAUCCGCCCCUGAGAGAGAACAUCUCGCUAAGCUCUUACAUUUGACUCCGACGCAAGUGAAGAUUUGGUUCCAGAACCACCGGUAUAAAGUGAAGAGAGCCCGGGCUGAGAAAGGCAUGGACCCGUAUCUGCUCUCUCCUCCACGGCGCGUUUCUUUCCCAGUCCUGGUGAGGGACGGAAGAGCGUGUCAUCUUCUCAGUCCUCAGGACAUCACUACAGCGGCACCCUAUUCUGCUUUUAAUAUCAAGCAGUUCCCCCAGAUUCAUCACAGUCAUAACAUCUGCAUGACACAUCUGACACCUGUCAAUCAUCUGGGUCACAUGCAGCCCUGGUCCUGGUGAAGACAGCUUUUACGCGGCGGAACUUUCAACAUAUAAAGUUGUUUUCGUCACAUGUUGCAUCAUUAAUUAUAUUUCUACAAUGUGGAAAUAUAUUUUUAAAUGAGUUUU
Molecule: messenger RNA, 1123 nt
Organism: Rhinichthys klamathensis goyatoka
Lineage: Eukaryota; Metazoa; Chordata; Actinopteri; Cypriniformes; Leuciscidae
Product: homeobox protein Nkx-2.2-like
Exons: 2
Coding region: 314-1015 (233 amino acids)
Biological process (GO): regulation of transcription by RNA polymerase II; cell differentiation
Cellular component (GO): nucleus
Molecular function (GO): DNA-binding transcription factor activity, RNA polymerase II-specific; RNA polymerase II cis-regulatory region sequence-specific DNA binding
Source: RefSeq, a predicted model, not a curated record